AUGACGACAGAGAAUGUGCCCGACGAACAAUUUUGCCGGUUUAUAUCUUCUCUUCACUGCGACGAAACCACCCAAGAUUUAACCCAACCAAAACAAGGAAGCUUGAAGAUGGUCUCCUCUGCACUUUACAUACCCAAAGAAGAUACUCGGUUCCCCGAAGGCGAAGACGCUUUAUUCUUCUGCGAUAAAAUGCAGACCAUCGGCGUCGCCGACGGCGUCGGAGGCUUCUCGUUAAAAGGCGUCGACGCAGGGGAAUACGCUCGACAGCUCAUGAAAAACUCCAUAGUCGCACUCGCCGAUGAGCCUCGAGGAGCUGUAAAUCCCAAAAGAGUAUUGAAAGAAGCUUUUAGAAACACCAAGGCGAAAGGCGCAUCCACCGCUUGCAUCAUCACACUCCGAAACGACGACACUUUGUUAGCCGCCAAUCUCGGUGACAGCAGGUUUAGGGUUUUCAGAGACGGAAAGUGCAUAUACGAGUCGCCGACUCAGCAACAUUACUUUAAUUGUCCGUACCAGAUGGGGAAUUCGAGAACGUCCGAUCGGCCGAGUGACGCCGAAGAGUUGACCGUGAAAGUGAUGGCCGGAGAUAUUGUGAUCGCCGGAACAGAUGGGUUAUUCGACAAUAUAUACAAUGUGGAGAUUGAGAAGAUAUUGAGUCAGUUUCAAAAAGGUGAUGAGAAGAUAUGCCCGAAGAAAUUGGUUUCCACCAUUCUUGAUGUUGCUUACUACAAUUCUCAUGACAAGAACUAUUGUUCUCCUUUCGCAGAGGCUGCAAUGGACCCAGAUAUUUGUGGAGGAAAAGUUGAUGACAUUUCGAUGAUUGUUGGAUUGAUUCAGCCAGUAGAUUAG
Carica papaya (papaya) is the source of this 849-nucleotide messenger RNA. Lineage: Eukaryota; Viridiplantae; Streptophyta; Magnoliopsida; Brassicales; Caricaceae. The record is from RefSeq and is a predicted model, not a curated record.